AUGAGUUGGCUUAAGAAAGGUGUUACAGAAGUUGUCGGAAAAUGUACUGCUGUACCUGAUGCCGUGUAUACUACUGAUGCUCCGCUAUACGUAUCAGUGGACAACGGGACAUCUUUUUAUUGUUUACAUGAUGUUGAAGGUGGUGGAGUCGUUUCUAUUAAAAAUGCAGAAAUAUUCUGUCUGGGAAGGGUUCGCGGAACUUUGCUCUCAGUAGCAGGUUCUGAGGAAGAAAAGUUUAUAAGGGAUACUAUGCUGGCUCGGAUGAAAACGCAGAACGGUGAUAAAUUUUACUGGAGGUUACUUGGAGUUAAAAAAUUUUAUUUUAACACACAUGAGACCGACUCUCCACCUUUGAAGAGAGAAAAUAAGACAUUUGCUGAUGGCACAAAACCAUUUUACGUUCUCUCAAAAAGUUCCGAUGAUUUUGAAUUUGAUGCUGGUGGUCGAUGUUUUGCACUAAGCGGAAACUUUUCCGGAUUAAGAGAUGGUAUUUGGAUUGUCAACUGCAAUCGUUUAUGGAAACACGUUACAUGCAAAGUUCCUGCCGCACCUCCAUUUUCAGGACCACUGCAACAGGCUUACUUGACGGAUUUUGAAGACCAGACAGAAGUGAAUUGGUCUGAGAUUACUAUUUUUACUGAAGACAUAUCAGCAUUUAUAAAUUGGUGUACUUACAUUUUAUCGGCCUUACUGACUGCAGCGGUGAUCACUGUUGCAGGCGCAAAAGUAGUCAUGAACAUUUCUGCUCAUAAAAUUGGAGAAGGAAUUCAGAAAUCGCUGGUCAUCAGAUUCAGAGAUGUUCUACUGAGAAAACUUAAAGGCCGUGAAUCUAGUAAUACAACAAUCAAUUCUGAGAAUGUGGAAUCUGAUCAGUCAGAAAAUCGAGUUUUUGUUGCCCUGACCAUCUCAUUAUCGGCAGAAUGGUGCCUCGUUUUUCAGAUUCUUGCUAAAUGCUUUGCUAUCAAUUCGCAAGAACCUUUAUUCGUUGUCAUCUUGAUCUCCACUGUCGUUCUGCUUGCCGUACACGAACAAAAAAAUAUCGUCUCUGUAGAAAUGAAUGAUACUGAACCAAGUGAAUGUGGAUAUUAUACGCGCAUUGUGGAACAAACGGGCUGCAUCCUUGGCUGGAAAGGUAACGUCUGUACCGCAGAAGUAUCUGUAGAAAUUACAUUAGCAGAGUAUGACAUGGACAGCUGGGAGGAUUACAGCCGUGAAUUUUUCCGUUUAAAGAACGUUGAUUGA
Molecule: messenger RNA, 1242 nt
Organism: Enterobius vermicularis (human pinworm)
Lineage: Eukaryota; Metazoa; Nematoda; Chromadorea; Rhabditida; Oxyuridae
Source: the annotation of a GenBank genome assembly